UGCUUUGAGUGACAGCGUAACCAUGGCAAAUAAUUUGACUAAGGCUAUUGUCUUAUCCUCACCAUCCCCGGGUCAGAUAACCGACCAAUCAGAGUUCAUAUAAUCGCCUGUCUUGCCAGCUUAGAAUAAUAUUAUUAAAACGAGCCAGCGAGCCCGGUCUCCGGGAGUAGGUUAUGUUGAAACGGCAUAGAAAAGGUGGAGGAGGACGGUGGAAGGAGUAGCAACUUUCUCUCUUUCUCACCAACUUUAUGAGGAUUUGUCGCCUGGGGUUUUGCAUGGCUGAAUGGACUUGAGUUUAUUCCACAACACGCAGUUGGAUAUUACCUCACCUUGGGCUGUUUUAAGCUUUAAGUUGCUCUUUUUGGGACAUUUUGUCGCUUAUGGACUUAAUGCGUUUUGAUUUAAUGUGAGACUGAGUGGAGAGACGUGGGAGUAAGGCACAAUAUAAUCUGUAUUGAUUUACGUUGUCGCCAUGUCCAUGCUUCCGACGUUUGGUUUUACGCAGGAACAAGUGGCGUGUGUCUGCGAAGUCCUCCAACAAGGGGGGAACAUCGAGCGGCUGGGGCGCUUCCUCUGGUCCCUCCCGGCGUGCGAACACCUCCACAAAAAUGAGAGCGUCCUGAAAGCGAAAGCCGUGGUCGCCUUUCACCGGGGGAACUUCCGAGAACUCUACAAGAUCCUAGAGAGCCACCAGUUUUCGCCGCACAACCACCCGAAGCUGCAGCAGUUGUGGCUGAAAGCGCACUACAUCGAGGCGGAGAAGCUGAGAGGCCGCCCGCUCGGCGCAGUGGGGAAGUACCGCGUCCGGAGAAAGUUCCCCCUGCCCCGCUCCAUCUGGGACGGAGAAGAGACAAGCUACUGCUUCAAGGAGAAGAGCAGGAGCGUUCUGCGGGAGUGGUACACCCACAAUCCUUAUCCAUCCCCGCGGGAGAAAAGAGAGCUGGCCGAGGCCACGGGACUCACCACCACGCAGGUCAGCAACUGGUUCAAAAACCGACGGCAGCGAGACCGAGCAGCGGAGGCAAAGGAAAGAGAAAACAACGAGAACAGCAACAGUCACAACCCAUUGACUUCUUCCAUGAAUGGAAAUAAAUCUCUAUUGGGGAGCUCGGACGACGAUAAAACACCCUCGGGGACACCGGAUCACACGUCUCCAAGCCCGGCUCUGCUCCUCGGCACAAACACCGGUUUACAGUCCCUGCACGGCCUCGCGCCCCCACCAGGACCCAGCGCCAUCCCGGUACCCAGCGGUGCAGACUCGGUGCACCAUCACCACUCAUUGCACCAUGACACCAUACUGAACCCUAUGUCUUCUAAUCUAGUGGACCUUGGCUCUUAAAAAAAAAGCGCCACAGAAGGGGGACAGAGCACACUUUUUUUUUUUUUUUUUGGAAAAGUAGGCUACAAGGUGGCGUGAGACAAGCUUCAAGCACUUGCGGCAAGGUGCAAACGCAGACAGACUGGAACACUGCGAGAACAGCCACCGUAACAAAUCGUUUAGUCUCAUAUUCAACCUUUUAAGUCUUUUUUUAACAAGUGGCAAAAAUCUAGCAGUGGGUGAAAUACCUCCACUUAUCCCCAAAUUAAACUUCCGCUUGUUUCUGGGAUUUUCUAGAAACAAGACAGAGCACUUAAGAAAUGUUCUCACCCUAUUGGCAUAUUUUUUUCUUUGAUUCGCUUCAGGAAAAUAUAAUUCCGAAGAUCAUGUGACUUGUUAAGACGGAUCAGUUUUGCAGUGGUGGUGCAGACGCAAGGUGAGGCGGAUAGGUCGUUUUAGGUAAAAAAAAAAAAAAUUUAAAAAAAUGAAAGAAAGAAAGAAAGAAAAACAAAAAAGUAUUUUACCGGAAUGUAAUAACGUAACAUGUUAUAUUGUUGAAAACAAUAACAAUAAAAUGUCUUAAUUCUUGUUA
Dicentrarchus labrax (European seabass) is the source of this 1910-nucleotide messenger RNA. RefSeq names its product SIX homeobox 2a (gene six2a). Gene Ontology annotation, molecular function: DNA-binding transcription factor activity, RNA polymerase II-specific; RNA polymerase II cis-regulatory region sequence-specific DNA binding. Gene Ontology annotation, cellular component: transcription regulator complex; nucleus. Lineage: Eukaryota; Metazoa; Chordata; Actinopteri; Moronidae. Gene Ontology annotation, biological process: kidney development; regulation of transcription by RNA polymerase II. The coding region runs from base 473 to 1339 and encodes 288 amino acids. The transcript is spliced from 2 exons. The record is from RefSeq and is a predicted model, not a curated record.